AGACAGAUAUCGCCCCUUCCCUCUUCGACUCUUGCAAUGAUUCCCAUCAGCUGCAAUGCCCUUCUCUCAUAGGACACUGACGGUGUCCCCACCUCCGGAAGGCUUUUCCCAGGGGCACUAUCUCCUCCUCCUAUCUCCUCCUCGCUUCUGCACUAGCAGUCACGAGUUCUAGAAAGCUCUACUUCUGGGAUCGCCAGCCCAGGUGGGUCAGUCCAUUCUGGGUCUUCCUCCAGCUCUUCUCCGCAGAGCGUGGGGCUAGGGAACACCAGGGCUGACUGCUCUAGGGCGGCAGCCCGGAGGGUCGGCCCCGCCCCCUCACCUCUGGGAUGGACCGUGCCACCCAACCUAAGCGCCCCCGUUAUAAAAUGGUUCAACCCAGAGGGCGGUGCUAGGUACCCGGGACGUUCCGAUUGGCCCGGGCGAGCCGUACCAUGGUGGCGGGGGCGACGGGAGGCAGCGGUUUUUGAGUCUGUAUGUGCAUAACCUGAGAUCCUAGCUGUGUCCUGCGCUGGUGGUGCCAGGCUGCCCGCCGGGAUGCAGUGGGCCGUGGGCCGGCGGUGGGCAUGGAUCGCCCUAUUUCUGGCUGUUGCCGCGGUGCUGACCCAGGCGGUCUGGCUGUGGCUGGGGACGCAGAGCUUCGUCUUCCAGCGAGAAGAGAUAGCGCAGCUUGCUCGGCAGUACUCUGGACUCGACCAUGAGCUGGCCUUCUCUCGGCUGAUCGUGGAGCUGCGGAGGCUGCACCCAGGCCACGUGCUGCCGGAUGAGGAGCUGCAGUGGGUGUUUGUGAACGCGGGCGGCUGGAUGGGCGCCAUGUGUCUUCUGCACGCCUCGCUGUCUGAGUAUGUGCUGCUCUUCGGCACCGCCCUGGGCUCCCGUGGCCAUUCGGGACGAUAUUGGGCUGAGAUUUCUGACACCAUCAUCUCUGGCACCUUCCACCAGUGGAGAGAGGGCACCACGAAAAGUGAGGUCUUCUACCCAGGAGAAACAGUUGUGCAUGGGCCUGGGGAGGCAACGGCUGUGGAGUGGGGGCCGAACACAUGGAUGGUGGAGUAUGGCCGAGGUGUCAUUCCGUCUACCUUGGCGUUUGCACUGGCUGACACUGUCUUCAGCACCCAGGACUUCCUCACCCUCUUCUAUACGCUUCGCUCCUAUGCCCGGUGCCUCCGGCUUGAACUCACCACCUACCUCUUUGGCCAAGACCCCUGACCAGCCAGGACUGAGGAAGACCUGUGGAUGGACAGGAGCGAGCGAGCGAGCGGCGAGCGAGCGGGACCACAUUCAUCUACUUGCUGGAACUCAUGUGCACAGACAGCAGCAUACAUCAUGCAGAUAUUAAGUUCCUGCUGUAUGAGGAAGGACAUACAUAGUUAUACAUCCAGACACAGCUCUUUGGGAGCAAAUGAGACACAUAGAAAUGCUAAGAUUUGUAUGUACUGUAAGA
Peromyscus leucopus (white-footed mouse) is the source of this 1441-nucleotide messenger RNA. It is a transcript of the gene Sigmar1, whose product is annotated as sigma non-opioid intracellular receptor 1. The transcript is spliced from 4 exons. Lineage: Eukaryota; Metazoa; Chordata; Mammalia; Rodentia; Cricetidae. The coding region runs from base 535 to 1206 and encodes 223 amino acids. Gene Ontology annotation, cellular component: endoplasmic reticulum. The record is from RefSeq and is a predicted model, not a curated record.